ACACCUGACAAAAUCCAAUACACGACUUACCUUGAUGUAAAACCUUCCAGGCAUCAUAUCCGUACAUCAAUGGUGCGAAUGCGUCCAAAAAGUUACCGGCCUGCAUCUUCCGUGGCGAGCAUUAGCCCCGAAGUUGGCUGCGAUACAUGAAGAUGGAAAGCACGUCUAUUAUCACAAUAAUCUAUCUGUCGUACAGCUUGGAAAGGGUAAAAAACAGGAUCGAGACGUUGUCGAAUCCCUGUAUCGCCACAAAAGCACGUUGGAGACGUUGUUUCGAUUCAUGGAUAAAGACAACUCAGGACAAGUUUCGAUGCAGGAGUUUAUCGAUGCUAUUCAGGUGCUUGGAAAGUACACAAAACGGACUUUGUCACAAGAUUACGUGGCUCAAAUAGCCGAGAGCAUCGACUUCAACAAGGACGGAUUCAUCGAUCUCAACGAGCUGUUGGAGGCAUUCCGAAUAGUGGAUCAACAGAACGGCAUCUAG
Molecule: messenger RNA, 484 nt
Organism: Strongylus vulgaris
Lineage: Eukaryota; Metazoa; Nematoda; Chromadorea; Rhabditida; Strongylidae
Source: the annotation of a GenBank genome assembly